GAGAGAACUACUGUAGCUAAUACUGAAAUAUGAAAUAGUUUUUUAGCCAAUGGCCCUUGUUUAUUUGAAGAGAGUUUUCGUAAUCUUUCAUGCUUACCGCCAGAAUAUAAAACCAUCACGCAUGAUAGAUCCUAAAUAAAAGGUGUUAGCACAGAAGACAGAACAAGAGAGGCAUAACCCUUUUUUUCUCUGAGCAAAAAUUAGACACUAAUGAAUUGGCUGAAUAUCCAGGGCAGUGUUAGUGCAGAAUCCUGCUCUACUCCAAAUAAAAAUAUAUUCCUCAGUUAUACUCUAUGACAUUAGUAUGCAAACAUUUAGGCAGUUCCAUGAGAUAUUUUAAAAUGAAAAAACAUAUGGGGAUUUUUAAGAGUGUUACGGAGUAAGGAAGGAAGGAAGGAAGGAAGAAACAAAGCACAUCACAUCAGUAUUAACAGUGUGCCAAAAUGGGGCGUGAAGACCCUAAUUGGACUGAACUGCACAGGCAACAAAAGGCCUGGCUAGAAAUUUCCAGGCCUGGUUUUACAGGACCUGCUUUGUUGCUGCUGCAUUUGUUCUCUAGUGCUGUGUAAACAGUUAUCCUUUCUGUGACAGCCUCUCUCCCCAGCCUUCCACACAGAGCAUGAAACUCUCCCUACAUCAAACUCCAGUAUGAAAAAACUCCCAGUUUUGCAUGUGACCCUGAAAUGGUAAAAGUUUUGGCGCAGACUGCCUGUCUAGCAUCCAGUUGUAACAUAGUGACUACCUUGAGACCAUGUUCCCAAGCCUCUUCUUCUAUUAUGAUAAGCCCAUGCAAGAGCGCUGAGACCAGCAAGAGAUCAUGGGUCAACUACCAGAGGAAGUGGUGGAAGGUUUGACCACCGAGGAGCUGGAGUGUAAGAUCUGCUAUUGUGCUUAUAAUCUGUCCAGUCGGCGACCCAAAGUGCUCGAGUGCUGCCAUCGUUUGUGCUCCAAAUGCCUGGCAAAACUCCUCAAUCUGGGUGAGUCACCCCCAAACUCGGUAGUCUGCCCUUUCUGCCGCUAUGUUACUGGUCUUCCUGGAGAAUCUGGCGGCAGUCUACCGGAUGACUACAACUUAGUGACUGUGCUGUCCAUCCAAAACCAAUAUCUGAAUUUAAAGGGGAGCCAGGGUGAGAUUUUGCUCAGUCCCGGACGUCUAAACUCUCUGGUGGGUUACUCAGCAUCGGAAUCGCCUUCAUCUAUAUGCUCCAACUAUGUGGUCAUCACCAUUAUGGAGUCACUACAGGACAGUGCAAUUUCAGCAGAUCACCGCUCCUCCAGCCUGGACUCCAUGGCCUCAGUGACGCGACGCUGCACAGUGUGGAACUGUACCACGCUGCUGUGCCAGGCAUCAGCCCGAAUUCUGUUGUGGGUCCUGGGGCUGUUGUACUUCAGCUCUCUGCCCACAGGUGUCUACUUACUCAUCAUGCAGAAGACCACUCUGGGAGUUCUGCUGAUCAGCCUAGUGCCCGUCAGUCUACUCAUGAUCAUGGUGUAUGGGGUGUGUCGGUGUCUGUGCUAUGAGUUUUGCAACUGUGUGCCACCUUAAGGAUCAAAACAGGGAUGUCGCCUAAGUGAUUGCAGCGCUCGGUGGAUGUGACAAUGGACCGACAGGUUUUGGACUGAGAAAAAACAGGUUUUUGAAAACAAAACUACUUUAGUCAUAGAAAAUAGAGUUUUAUUUCAGAUUAUAAUUU
Messenger RNA from Ictalurus furcatus (blue catfish), 1694 nucleotides. It is a transcript of the gene rnf182, whose product is annotated as ring finger protein 182. Bases 818 to 1546 code for a protein of 242 amino acids. The record is from RefSeq and is a predicted model, not a curated record. The transcript has a single exon. NCBI's taxonomy places the organism in Eukaryota, Metazoa, Chordata, Actinopteri, Siluriformes, Ictaluridae.